Caenorhabditis auriculariae is the source of this 4398-nucleotide messenger RNA. NCBI's taxonomy places the organism in Eukaryota, Metazoa, Nematoda, Chromadorea, Rhabditida, Rhabditidae. The record is from the annotation of a GenBank genome assembly.
AUGAAUAGUCACGAACCAGAAGACUUUACUGAUAUUUCCACUCCUUCUUUUUCGACGAUGGCGUCAUUUCAUUGCCCUCUUCCAAAAGUGAGGUCUUUUUCACAUUCAACUAGGGAACCACUAGGGCUUGGGUACGCGUAUCAAGUUGAAACUACGGUGACUUAUAGACCUGGAUAAGAAGUAUUGAAAACAAGAAAGAUUAUCUGUUAAACCACGUAGGCUUCUGAGAGAAAGCUCCUCGAAUAAAUCCAUGAAGUUUUUUACACGCCUGAACCUUCCUCUCUCACCGAGGUGGGCUGACGCAGUGGUUAAAGGGCCAGUCUCAUGAUUGAUUGAGGGCAAAUCUUUUUGCAUUUUUCUUAAAGACUAAGUUCUUUGUACGAGUGCGAAAUUCGAAAAUAUUUGGAAGUUUUAUCAAUAUAGUUUCUUUUUUCCGAGGAAGUUCAAGAAUAUUUUCCUCGAGAUCUAGGAAAAACGCUGACAGAUAUCGUAGUUUUACUGAAAACUACUGUUAUUCACUUGUUUAAUUUACUUUUGAGAAGCAAAUGAACCAAGAUAAAUUCUUUUUCAUCAAUUUCUUGACUUCGAAAAAGUUUUUCCUGGACUUCUUUGAGAAGCUCACUUUCAGAAGCCUAUGUGGUUUAGCAGAUAAUCUCUCAUGUUUCUAAGAGCUCUUACUCAAGUCUAUAAGCCAGCUUCAACUUGAUACGCGUCCUCCAGCCCGAGUAGUUCCCUAGUAAGAGCUAACUAAGAAAUGAUUCCUCUGACUAGUUGUUUCUUAUUGUUGAGAAACUAAAGAGAAAAAAAGUAUGUUAAGUAUAGCAGUUUUUUAAGGUUUUACGCAAAUUCUUCACUAGCACUUAUUGGGCAACAUUGGCGAUAGCUCAGCUUUCCUAUAUCUAUUGCUGUCAUGGGAAAUGGAAGGUAGGAAAAGUCCAUUCCACCCAAAAAGGGAAACUUCUCUAGGCUGCGCCUCUUUUGGCAGCUGCCGCGCUUUUGCUGUCUUCUGUCGCCAUUCUACUUUUCGUUGACCCCCUCGACCCCGAAAACCGAGAGCUGUUGUUGGUUUUCCUUUUGUAUCAGUUUUUUUUUUGUUUUCCAGAGCUUCUCUGAAAUAUGGGAACGAAGAGCUCACCGUUGAGGUGGACGUUUUGAAGUUCAAAGAUGUGAUAGACAUUGAAGAGACUCAACUUUCGCUGCAUCGCUUCCUAAAGGAGAUUGGUAGGAAAUCUUCGUCAGUUUUUUCUAAUUCUUUUUUUUUUCUUUAGAACUUCUUUCUUCUCUUUUUCCUGUGUCGGUUUGGCCGAGAAGUUUUGUUGAAUAUGUGACUGAAAUGCAGCCUAAUUUCGAUAAGGAGUUUUCAGCCAGUAGUUAUUCCGAAUGUGUCACUCAUUUGAAGGUUUUUUCACCUACUUUUCUUUCUCAAAUAAUGCAAUUUGAGAAUUCUUCGCAGAGUCAGAUGUACGCAAUGGCUUGCAGAGUGUACUGUAUUUCUCGGGGAGACGAUUGCAAAGGAGAAGUUGCAUCUUUUUCUCUGGAUCCUUGCACCAAAAAAGUUUAAGGGGAAUUUUGACGGUUUUUUCAAAGACGACAGUAUCGUGCACGGAAAACUUUUCUACGCGGCCCUCGUCGGGUGGCACCACGAAAAAAUUGACGACGCGCAAGUCUGGAGCUCGAGGAUCCAGCCGCGGCCUCCAUCUCCCCAUGUCUUCUUUGCGAGGCCAGCUUCGAAAGUUGGUUUAUUGGAAAAUAGCCGCGCGAGAAAGGUCUUGGAAAAUAACUGAGGCAAAAUAACCUUGCUGAGGAACGGCGUUGAUUGGACUAUGCUCCUAACUUUUGGAAAAAAAAAAUGGAAGUAUCGCAAUUUUUAUAUUUUCUCGGUUCAUGUUAGGUUUUUAACUGAGCAAAAAAGAACUUUAUAUUAUGAAUGAUUUCAGUGAUAUGCAAAUAUGCAUUUCAAUACGUUGACGGGAACGAAAACUACAAUUUUUCCAACUUUGAUUUUUGGCUUGACAAUCUGAAAAAGCGCCUGUUUUUUUGACUUUCAAACUUUUGAACAUCUUUAUCUAUACGACUUUAUGAAAAGCAGAAAACCAUUAAUAUGAAGCCCAAUUAUGACGUCACAAGAACCUUUUGAGGCUUUAUUGGCGAUUUUGCGAUUCUUUUUUCCAGGUUUUGCGACCAGACUCACAUUUCUAGUCUAAACCAAAGAUAUCACCUCGUGCAGAAAAAAAAAACGGAAAAUAAGCCUUUAGAAGGAUCAAAACCAUACGGAACCCUCGUUGCAAAGUUUCCAACUGGUUUUCGAGCUGCGUAGGACUUCUUGGUCCUAUCUUCAAACCGCUGUAAAGGUUUCAAAUAAUGUUUCAAAACACUGAUCUCUUUCUUUAAUUAUUCAGGAAGUUGAAAAUAUUUGUUCCAAGCACUUGCGAAGUCAACAUUUAAGCUUUCGUCUAAAAGGAACCCUUUUUUCGGCAGCUCAACGAGAAAUUUAUAUUCAGUACGUUUUAUGACAUUGUCUGAAAUCCUAGAUUAUGGGAGGAUUUUCUGCGUAUAAUCACAGGCUUAUCUAUACGGAUUCAUAGUGAAAAAUGACGAAGUCGAGUUGCCUGUUUCAAAGAGGCCACUUGUUAAAAUUGUUUUCAUUUCCUAUUUUGCAGAUGCUUACCAUGAGCGUUCUUAAACUUUUAACAUAAAGCGUAUAUUUAGGAAGCUCCGCUUGACUUUGGUCCCCUGGAUUUUCUUUGCUGGCUUCGCUUCAGUGUUUCAAUUAGGCUUCAAGACCUCUUCGAUGGUUGGGUUUUUUUUUUCUUUCGAUCAAUAGAAGAACUAUUUUUAAGCUUUCUACGAUAAGCACUCUACUGUACAUUGAGUUUUCGGCUAUUUCUCGUUUCUUUGAUGUGAAGUAUCAGAAUGCGCUGUUUUUGAUUACAUUGUUGGUCUCGCUCACAGGUAUCAACGUGAAAAAGUUCAGAUGUCAAACUUUUUUGACAGCUUAUUCAAUGGGUUUCUCGCUCUGUAUUGCUGUUUCGCCACAAAAAGUACGUCGAUUGAGUCCUUUGAAGAUCUACAAUUUAGUCAGUAAAUACUGGGUCGCUCUAAUGAUAGGUGAGAUAUUUAACUCCUACGCUCACAACAAUUAUCUCAGUUUUCACCACGCUUUAUCCUCUGAAUUACUACUAUCAACUCGGCCUUUCUUCCCUGAUUUCGGUGCUUCUCUGCGGGCUUCUAUCCUCGGCUUUUGGAGCUCUGAUCGUACUGCCUCAAUUGAUUCGACUCGUUGGAAUAAAUGUUAUUGUAUAUUCCUUUAAAAAAUAUAUAUUUGAACUAUUCAGAUCGAAAACGCUGACAAGAGAGCUUGCGAGAGGUAUUUGGAGGCCAGAGUCUUCCACAGAAAACGUUUUUCUCAGUUUCCAACUCCCACAUAAAUUUUAUUCCAGAAAAACUGAAAGAAAUGAACAGACAGAAGAGGAUUGUGUGGGAUCGGUGUUCAGGAUUAGAAGCUCCUCCGGUGAGAACAAACUUCAUCAAUUCUGAGAAACCCUACAAAAUCCAGAACACUUUGAGUACAAGCCGCACACGAAGCAGUUCUAGACAAACAGGACCAUCGACAUCAAGCGAAUUUUCCUCUGUUCUGAGCACCGAAGGAUCGAACGAUUUUGAAGGUCUGUCAUUCAUUCAAAAUUUAUUUUCUUUCUUCUUUAGACUUGAAAGCUUUUCUCUUUCAAGAUGUGAAAAUCCACAGUUUUCUCAUUAAACUGAAGCCUCAAAUUCACUCGCACAUCAAAUAUUUGAUUUUAAUUUUUAGUGGAAGACGAAGACGAAGAAGUGCGCGAAACAAUACGACAGCUCCGCGAACGAUGGACACGGCAGAAAACAGACAACAGCUUCCUAGAAAACGUUACGCAUGCAGACGAAGCUUUGCAAAAUUUGAAAUUGGAACGCGCCGAAAGAAACAAACGUAAAGAAGAACUGAUCGCCACAAUCGAGGAGAAGACAAAAAGAGAAGAAAAAGAAGAAGAGAUGGGUAUCGAAGAAGCUGCUGAACCGCAAGCUGUUCAUCCCUUGGCUCAACAUUUUCCACCAAACUUUACUUGGGAGAUGAUCGAGUUCAUCACCAAUCCAAACAACCGAGGGGGAAUUCCUUGGUCUCCCUUCGAGCCUUCUCCAGCUCAAGAGUUGAUAUUGGCUCCGAACGUAGAGGCAGUAAUAAUGGAAGAAGACGAUGAUGAACCUGAUGAACAAGCACGGGAGGAGCAGGAGUCUGACGAAUCAGGCGAAGAAGUCAACCAUGUCAACGACGACAGAGGCGGCGACGGAGACGCCGAAAGCAGCGACGAUCCGAGCAACGACGAAUGGCUUGAAGAAGACGAGGGCUUCGGUGCAGACGUCGUCUAG